Messenger RNA from Labeo rohita (rohu), 3362 nucleotides. It is a transcript of the gene kcna6a, whose product is annotated as potassium voltage-gated channel, shaker-related, subfamily, member 6 a. Gene Ontology annotation, biological process: potassium ion transmembrane transport; protein homooligomerization. Lineage: Eukaryota; Metazoa; Chordata; Actinopteri; Cypriniformes; Cyprinidae. Gene Ontology annotation, molecular function: protein binding; delayed rectifier potassium channel activity. The transcript has 2 exons. The coding region runs from base 695 to 2122 and encodes 475 amino acids. Gene Ontology annotation, cellular component: paranode region of axon; membrane; voltage-gated potassium channel complex. The record is from RefSeq and is a predicted model, not a curated record.
CUGCCUGGGGCCUCAUGGUGUUAGUUGUAAAGUAGUCCAGUGUAACCGCUGCUAAUGCCGCUUCUUAAGGAGUCGUCCUAUGCGGGUGCUCAGGUGUCAGUCACGCCAGCAUUUUCUCCUCAGUUAAAGAGGCCCAGGCCGGAGCGACACUGCGAAAUUUUUUGGAUGUAGGAAAUAAACCGUUUGGAAGCAUUUCUGAAUUCGCAGGCUACUUGAAACGUUAUCGUAAUUAUAAAUAAAUGGGUCAUUUCCCGAAAAAAGCCGUAACAUUGUUUCACAAACAUAUGUUGACUUUAUAUAUUUUAUGCAUAUAUUGAUAAAUACAGUUAAUAAAAACAACGUCUAGUUCUUCAGUCUUCUUCAAAUUACAAGUUCGAACUGCGUGCCACUAAGUUCAAAACACCCGACGCGCAUUACCUCAGUGUGCCAAUCAAAGUCAGCCCACCCUUUGCUGUCUUAAGCAGUCGGAGUGGUACUAUAUCUGUUUGAGCUCUCGGCUGAGCAUGUUGUCAGGAUGACUUCUGUUUCAUUACACCAUUAAACUAGUUUAAAAAGUUUUAGAAGGUUGCCUAGUAGCUUUUAGAAGUUAGUUUAGGGCUCUAUCUCCGUCAGGCUGGAGCUGUCGGAUCCAAAAAACUGGUGGAGUGGCGGAAAGUCGUGGAGGCAAAACAGACAACACUCUCGAGGGGCAAAAAUGUCCCGAGAGAACCACGAUGAGAGUGUGGACCACGCAGCCCCCUUCCAGGACGCCUGCGAAGUGGAGCCCCCUGACCAGGAGUGCUGCAAGCUAGUCACCAUCAACAUUUCAGGUCUGCGUUUCGAAACUCAACUCAAAACCCUCGCAAGAUAUCCGAACACGUUAUUAGGAGACCCGAUUAAAAGGAUGCGGUUCUACGACCCGUUGAGGAACGAGUUCUUCUUCGACAGGAACCGACCAAGUUUCGAUGCGAUCCUGUAUUACUAUCAGUCAGGUGGGAGGCUUCGAAGACCCAUCAACGUGCCGGUGGAGAUCUUCAUGGAUGAAAUAAAGUUUUAUGAAAUUGGCGAUGACGUUAUCGAUCGUUUCCGAGAGGAUGAGGGUUUGUUGAAAGAAGACGAGCGUCCCGUUCCGUCCAGUGAGUUUAAGCGUCAAAUCUGGCUGCUGUUUGAGCAUCCCGACAGCUCUGGUCCAGCCAGAAUUAUCGCUAUAGUCUCCGUAAUGAUCAUCCUGAUAUCCAUUGUUAUCUUCUGCCUAGAAACUUUGCCGGAAUUUAGAGAGGAUGACCGUGUGUUCAACAACCACCUUGCGCCGAACGGAACGACUGCUGGAAAAAGAUCUAGUACAUUAACGGAUCCAUUCUUCUUGUUGGAGACCAUCUGCAUCGUUUGGUUUUCCUUCGAACUGCUUGUGAGGUUUCUUGCAUGCCCAAGCAAGCCCGCCUUCUUCAAAGACAUCAUGAACAUCAUAGAUAUCGUGGCUAUCCUUCCAUAUUUCAUUACUUUGGGUUUAGACCUUAGCGAGGUCGAGUCAAACUCACAACAGACCACGUCCCUCGCCAUACUGAGAGUUAUCCGCUUGGUGCGCGUCUUCAGGAUUUUCAAACUCUCGCGGCACUCCAAGGGUCUCCAAAUUCUCGGUCAGACCCUACGAGCGAGUAUGCGAGAACUUGGACUACUGAUAUUUUUCCUUAUCAUCGGCAUUAUAUUGUUCUCCAGUGCGGUGUACUUCGCCGAAGUGGACGACCCGGAAUCGUCUUUUACUAGUAUACCAGAUGCGUUCUGGUGGGCGGUUGUUUCCAUGACUACUGUUGGAUAUGGCGACAUGUAUCCAGUGACGAUAGGAGGCAAGAUUGUGGGAUCAAUGUGUGCCAUUGCAGGAGUUCUUACAAUCGCCCUGCCGGUACCAGUAAUCGUGUCGAAUUUUAAUUACUUCUAUCACCGGGAGCACAGCGAGGAGGAGCAAGUGGAAUAUAUCCAUGUAACCUGUGGCCGCCCGUUGCCUCCUGUUUGCGACCGAAAUAAAAGCGACAGUAAACUCUCGCUCGGGAAAUCAGAGUAUUCAGAUGACGACGACUGGAAUUCAAUAAGCGUAUUAAAUUUCAGUCCAUCAGAGGAAUAUGCAGGCAAACUCACAGAUGUAUAAGAACAUGAAAAAGAGCUGUACCAAAGCGCGCGCAUCUGUGGAGAAGCAACUGUAUGAAGACAUUUCUUCUAUAUAAAGAAGACAGAAGAAACAUGCAGUAUGUGUGCUUUAUGAGCAGUUUUGUCAGUAGCGGUCUGUCAGAGGAAGAGAUGUAGGCUUUUAUUAUUAUUAUUUACCCAUUAAUGUGCAUAAUGCAUAUGAUGUGAAUGGUUUUGUUACUCGGAAGGCCUGGCGAGUUUUAAUCACUCCAAGGAUGUUACAGGAGGCUGACAACGUUAUUAUUAAACUGACCAAUCAGAUUAGACAUUACUUUCGUCCAAAAUACGAAAUGAGGCUAAUGAAAUUCGCUUCUGACCGCAUAUAACCAAUCGUUGUCAGAGAGGCAAACAAACAAACCAAUCAAAUUUCAGUAUCACGUUAUUGCGUCAUCAAGCCUGCUUGUUGUCAGACAACAGGUGAACAGAAACUUUCACAACUUUGGCCAAUAUAUCGAUGAAAUACAAAUGAAUGAAGGAUUUCAAAACAAGCGAGAAUGAAUGACUGAACGAGACACACAUUUACCUAAAUGAAGGAGCGAAUCGUUGAAUUUACACAGGUGAGUUAAUGUUAGAAAGAACGGGGCUUUCCGUUAAUGUGAAAACGUUUAAAAUGGUCAUAAAGUGUAGUAUAUUUGGCGUUUAUGUAUAUGCAUAAAGUCUGUAUAUGGCGCUUCGAAACGUGUUCCGUUGAUUUAUAAUUGCGAUUACAUAUAUCGAAUCUAUAAUAUGUGUAAGUACGAAUAAUCAUCAGUAAAUAUAUAAAUAAGCUAUUGUUUCAUCGAUCAAUAUGAAUGUCAGCCUCUCAAAAAAUCCUCACAGGCCGCUACUGAUUUUUGUAAUAUAUUGUAAUAUAUUUGUAAUCUAGAACAUAUUUACAUACUAUUUAUAAAAUGUUUUACGCUUUGUUUAAGCUUUCGUUAUGUCAUUGCCUUGUGAGAUGUUGUUCUUAAAAUAUCUCAAUAUUCUCUGCCUUGUGUAAUUUGUGUGCUUUAAACAUGCAAGAGUUGUUCUUUGCAUAUGUUGUCAUUUCUCAGGAUAAAAUGUAAUCAUAUGGUCUGACACUAGAUACUUGUUAUCUUAACAUCUUGGCUGGUUAACCUGCCCACAUGACAGCGUGUCAGACCAAGUGAACAAGCUAUUUUUUUUCCAACAUGUUAAUGAGGUAUGAAUUGUUAACUUAUUUUUGAUAAAUAAAUAUUUUG